AUGCUGGGGAUCCGAAAGACGAUUUCUCCUAUGGACAUCAAAACGGAACAUGCGUGUUGUUGCGGGAAUGUAAGGUUUAUACUGACCGAAGAACCCGCAAGGAGUGAACCACCAAAGGAAAUCGAAGUCGAGGAAUCGUCUGCACAUGGAAUAGUCAGAGUGAAGUACAGAGAAUUUGUACUGGUUGAGGAGGGUGGGAGAAACCACGCGGUUUAUAAGUGUUUGCUUUGCAAUAAAGUGGUCGGCGUCUGCUUCAGUAACAACGAUGUGUUCAUCCCUAAAUUUACGUGUCAAGCCGAUCUUCAAUACAACGAGACGUAUCAAAUCGCGCUACCAAACAUCCCUAUCACUGACUUUGCAAAGCACAAGAUCGACAGAAACAUGAAACUGGAACUCCUCGAUGUCAAGCGUAAAAAGACUGACCAACUGUACAAAGAGAAAGAGGAGCGAAUUCGUGAGUUUGUGAAGGAAGAGGAGAGGAAGUUUGAAGAGGCGCAGAAAAGCGUUGAGAAUGAUUUCAACUGGAUUUGUUCGCAAGUACUCCACACAGAGGAAGAGAUGAAGUCGGCGCACAUACCAAGGCUCGAGAAGUGUUCCAGACUGAUCCAUUCCGAGGAACUCACCGAGACCAACCAACUCUUUUAUGAAUUUUGA
Molecule: messenger RNA, 654 nt
Organism: Entamoeba invadens IP1
Lineage: Eukaryota; Evosea; Mastigamoebida; Endamoebidae
Exons: 1
Coding region: 1-654 (217 amino acids)
Source: RefSeq, a predicted model, not a curated record